CCCAAGUGGUCCGACUCAAGGGAGAGAUCAGGUCCGAUACCCUGAGAGAGAUAGUCGAACCUGGGGCUGACAAUGCUGCGCUUAAGAGGAUGUACGGGAGGUACCUGAGGUCAGAAAGCUUCCGCAAAGCGCUCAUCUACCAGAAGAAGUAUCUGCUAUUAUUACUGGGCGGCUUCCAGGAGUGUGAAGAAGCCACGCUGUCACUGCUUUCCAGGAUGGGUGGCCGGCCCUCGCUGUCCAGCCUGGAAUCCCUGAGCCAGCGCCGCCGAGGGCUGACACGCUUCCGCUCUGCUGUCCGAGUCUCUAUUGCCCUCUCCAGAAUGCGUUUCCUAGUGAAGCGAUGGCACAAGGCGACAGGGAUGAGCUCCACAGCCUCCUGCAACAUCAACAAGAAUGGAGUAGGGCAGACAUUAGGUACAGAGGUGAGAGACUCCCCAUAUCUUCACCCAGGCAGCGUGGAAAUAUACAGAGAAAGAGGAGGAAUCUCCAGCAGCAGGGGGCGAAGUGGGCGUGAGUCCCCCAGAUCAGCCGUCUCCUCCACACAACAGAGGUUCCACAUGCCUGGAGACCACGGAGCUCUCACCUGUUCCCACCUGCAGAAUUACGACCCCGACCGAGCGCUCACUGACUACAUCUCUAGACUGGAGGCCCUGCAGAGGCGGCUAGGGAGUGUGACAGCAGGUGCUUCUUCAUAUGCUCAGUUGCACUUUGGCUUGAGAAGAUAGAUGCUGACAAGUUACCUUGGCUUGAAACUUAGUUGCCUUUUCUCGUGCUGAGCGCUCCUGUUUCUCUCUCUCUCUCUCUCUCUGGUGGGGACUCUCUCUUUCCAUGUGGACCAAAAAGAAUUUUUUAUCUGUGUACGACAUGUUGUAUUCAGGCUUUUUGUCGCCAGCACUUGAAAAACAGCUAUGUUUGUAAUUUGAUCUGCCUCUUUGUUGUGGAUGAAAUACAAUCAUGUAUAUUUGUCAAAUGCUAAUUUAAGACCUUGUGAUUAAUUUAUGUUAAUUUUAUUGUAUGGGUGGAGCACUAUGUAGAGAAUGUUUGGGUUUAUUGUUAAGGAGGCUGCUGCUGGAUAUCCUACACUACACUGUUUUCGUUGAGGCCGGACAGACUGCGAGGACAUUUGUAGAGAACGUAUUUUUGUAAAGCGUAGGAGCUUUGAAUUUUCUGGGUAUUUUGUCAAAAACUGAAAUAAAGAGGACUACAUCAUUUGACA
Messenger RNA from Monopterus albus (swamp eel), 1216 nucleotides. Its product is annotated as A-kinase anchor protein 9-like. Gene Ontology annotation, biological process: signal transduction. The transcript has 6 exons. The coding region runs from base 90 to 725 and encodes 211 amino acids. Gene Ontology annotation, molecular function: molecular adaptor activity. The record is from RefSeq and is a predicted model, not a curated record. Lineage: Eukaryota; Metazoa; Chordata; Actinopteri; Synbranchiformes; Synbranchidae.